This is a messenger RNA of Haplochromis burtoni (Burton's mouthbrooder), 8885 nucleotides long. RefSeq lists its product as uncharacterized. The transcript is spliced from 18 exons. The record is from RefSeq and is a predicted model, not a curated record. Lineage: Eukaryota; Metazoa; Chordata; Actinopteri; Cichliformes; Cichlidae. The coding region runs from base 171 to 1946 and encodes 591 amino acids.
UUUGACUCAAACGUCCUUUGGGUGGAUCAUGCUCUAAACAGAAAGAAAGACCAUCGAGCGCGCGCAGCAUCCCGACGACAACGCGUGUUCGCGCGCUGCGAGAGAAGGGAAGGAGAGGAGGAGAGAGAGUGAGAGAGGAGAUUGGGGGGGACAGAGAUAGGGUAGUAAAAAUGAUGGCGACCGAUUCAGUGGAGAUAAGAAACCAAACGAGCCCCUGUCCCAUCCCUGACAACAGUCUCAGCACUCUGUCCAUCAAAAUAACGCGGAAAAACCAGGACAGACACUGGAAGUUGCGGUUUAUUUAUCUGCAGUGCUACUUUUUGACCAUUGCAACAAUACUGGGAACUGGAAUCUUAGGUCUUCCAGUAACGAUAGCCCAUGCUGGACUGGUGCCUUUCCUGUUCUCCUUUAUUGUUGGCUUCUUUGUCCAGGCCUUGCUGAUCUACCUGUUUGUGGAGCUUCUUCAGAAAUGUCAGGUGAUGCAGCUGGAAUCCUUAAAGACAGGUGUUGCAGAGUGUAUAGUCAUGGAUCAGGUGGGUGUGGAGGAUCCAGUUCAUACUGAGGAAGAAGAUGAUGACAGUGAAAAUGCAGAAGCAGAUACAGGUUUACUACAGCCGGAUGCAGCAGCUCUGCAUGACCAAGCCGGCAGUCUGCAGCCGAACCUUCAUCUGCUUGGGCGAAUCUUCCUCUCCCGCCCCAUGAGCCAUGCUUUUAACUGCAUUCUCCUCUUCCAAUUCAUUUCAAUUGGAAUUAGUUAUGUCUUAGCUGGCAGUGAGGCCUACGCUGCACUUCUUAAUGUCAGCCACAUCUAUGUGAUCCCAGUCUUCACCUGGACCCUGACUCUUGCUAUCUUACUGGCCCACACAGUUAUUCAGCCAAUCACUUCAGUGCUCACCCUCCUGAAAGGAAUCCUCCUCAUUGUCACGGUGGCUGUGACAUUUGCAGUGGGGUCAGAGGUCGGCCUUCAGAGCAGCAGUGACUUCAGUCAGAUGGGAAAACCUUUCCUAAUGGGCACAGUGGCUCUGGGUGGGAUUGUAAACGUGAUGCCUCUGCUUUUCUCACAGAUCUCACACAACAGAACACAGAUCCUGUGGUUUCGGAGAGCAGUGAUUGGAGGUCUGACAACCUGCACUGUGCUCAACAUCCUCUGGUGCUGGGCAGUGCUGGAAAUUGUCCCGCAGACAUCAUUCCCAGAGAGGAGGAUGACACCGGAAACAACAACCAGGCCUGACUACAGCAGCCCCUCUGGUCCUCCAUCCUCAGUCUCCUCACAGAAAUACUCUAACAUCUCGCUAGAAGAGUCAGAAAAAGCAGGAGAGAUUGCCACUAUUCCACUGACUAAGAUCAUUAAUGAACGUUACAGGGCUUAUUCAUGGGUGGCUGAGCUGAUCCAGGUGUUUAUAGCCAUCAGCGUCACUGUGUCCUUCCUGGUUAUGGGAUCUGCUAUGAAGCACACCAUCGAUGGUCUGGUGAGCUCACUGUGGAGCAGCAAGCUGGAGUGGCUGACUAAAGCCUGGGAGCCAAAGUUGCCAAAUAAACAGCACAUCUGCUCAGCAAGAAGCGUGGCCAAAGGAUUCAUGUCACUGCUCGGGUUCGUUGUCAUCUUUAUUGUGUCGGUGUGUGAUCCCAGGGGUUUUGUUGUCAUGUUGGACAAAGUUGUGUCGUUCUCCCUCAACACUGAAGUGGGACUGUUUGUCUUCAUCAUGCUGAGAGAAUGCAGAGAGGACAGAUUCCAACAGCUUGCCGUCCCUCUGCCACUGGGCGACUGCGUGUUCAGCCUCAGCUGGCUGUUGCCCACCUACUUCCUGUUUGCAGUAACCUACGACGUCCUGCAGACCCUGGCGGAUCUGGCGCAUUAUCUGCAUUUCUACAACCACGAUCAGGAGCCACACAUUUACAAUCUGACGGGGAGUUUAGCAGCAGCCAAUCUCUCCACCCUCCUCUGAUCUAAGCAGCUAGUUAAGGCACAAACUGGUAGGAGUUAAAAUUGCCAAAAUGACAAGCUUAGCACCUUUGUUUGUUUGUUUUUAUCUGUGCACUGCACUUUCCCAAAAACCGUGUACGUAACAAUCUAACAGUCAGCUGAAGAGGGCUCUCUUUUGUUAUCUCACGGUGGCCAUCCUUGCUCAAGUUGGCGACACAGUAGAGAUCAAAAUUUCAGACUGUUUUUUUCCUUUCAGUGGCCUUCAUGGCAUAUUAGCUGUAGAUUUAGGACUCAUCUAGGAAGGAAAUAAGGAAGUGUGGACCCAGUGUGUAACUAAAGUGAUCAAAGUUAGAUAAAAGUUUUUGUUGCUAUAAAAUAAUAGACAUCUAAAAAUUACAUUCCUGAUGAUCAAGAACUGUAGAAGCCGUCUUAAUUGGAGCGGCUGGCAGAUCUGCAGCGUGGAUGUUACCAAUUCCACACCUGCUCCGUUUGAUUUCGUCCCGCUGUUUCUUCAUCUCGUCCUCAGUCUGUUAACCGUAGUGGAUUUCUUAGCCAUAGCAUUGUCCUCAGCAGUCAACCGGAGAUUCUCGAUUGGGUUUAGUUCAGGAUUCAGGGUUUGCCAUUUCAUUAUUUCAGGCUUAACAGCUGCAAGGAAGUGCUUUCCCGGUUCUGCAGAGUGAUUACGGAGCAUUGUCUUGCAUAAAUAUUGUUGGCUGAUUAGACGCUGAUGUCAGGGAGGGAAUAAUCUGUGUUGGAGGAGCUUCAUCGGGACAUUAGCAUUCACCUUGCUGAGGGGAUGUGUAAGAGGCUCAAACUUUGCAGCAGAAAACAUCCACCAAACCAUUAACCUCCCUCCUCCAAACUUAACUGGCUUCUUCACACUGCUGUGGGUGCAUUUGUUUUCCAGUUUUAGUGCAGAACAUGAUGCUUGCUGUGUGAACUUAUUAUUAUACCAGUUCCUCUGUGUCCACGUGAUCUGUUCCUCUGCAGAUUUCAGUAUACGCUUUUGAUUUCUCCUGUUUCACGAUUGGUUUGGUCCCUGCGGGCUUUCAGUCUGAUUUCUGUAUACCGAGAAAGGACCUUACACCUUUUCAGCCGAGAAUCGGCAUCAGUGUUGAAUCAAAUCUGUACUGAGACUUUUCUCCUCUUCUCCUUCGGCUUGUAUAGACGGCCAGCAUUUUAGAGGUAAACUGUUUGAAUAUUCUAGCAGUCAGUGCUCUUUGAACAACCGGCUCCUCUAAUACAUUCAGCCAUCAACCACAGCCAUCAACAACCAGCAGCUCCCCAUCUUUCAAAAUGAUUGUUCUCUAUUUUUAUGGGGUCUGUCAGAUCCCAAAGCGUUCUCUAGUUUUGAUCACGGUUCCUUCAGAAAUUCUCGUUAAAGUUUUUUUGCAGUUUUGUUGUACAGUAUUUUCAGCGUUUUCAAAUUCGACACUAUGCCUCAAUGACAUCUUUUUAUUAGUGUUAGGGUAACUUUAAAUUUGAAUUGUUACAGCCUUGACUUUAUUCUCUAAUUUUGGUCUCUACUGUACAAUAGUGCCAUUUUUCUGGGUGUGCUUAGUUCGUAUUGAGUCGAUUUCUCUUAACUCUCAUUUUGAGUGUUUUAUACAGCCUUUUAACCAGGCUGCAGCCAGUCUGUGUGAUGGGUAGAGCACAGACUAACUGGGUAAUAUUUAGAUUGGAAAUCAGAUUAAUGUUCAAAAAGCGAGAGACAGAUUAAAUCCUACUGAGAUGAAACAUUUCAGCGUGCUUAGUUUUUUGCAUCCAGUCUGACGGUAAAUACACUUUGAAAUUCUUAGUGCUGUGCAAACGUUUCAAGCAAGUAAAGUGAGGAUAGUUUGCAGUUAUCAGCUGUUAACGUUUUACAGAUUGUGAAGUAGGGCGAAACCUAAAUCAAAUCAGUGCUUUGCCUUUUAAAUCAGCACCAGUUCAUGUCGGUACACUUGCACAAAGUUCUUUUAAGUCAUUUGGAAGGCAGGUUGUUCCAGGAAUCCCAACAGUUCUCAUGUGGAUUUCCUCUGCCUGUGUCUUCUGUCUCUUCAUGUAAUCCCAGACUCACUCCAUGAUGUAGAGAUCAGAGUUCUGUGGGUGUUACACCAUCUGUUACAGGACUUCUUGUUCUUGUUGUGGCUGAAGUUAGUUUUUCAUGACUGGCUGUUGCGAGGCAUCUUCAUGCUGUAUGAUGAAUCUGGGCUUUCCUGUAUAUGGUGUCUGAUAAAUGGGACUAAACAUCAGAAACUUCUGCACAGUACUAUUUAUUACUUUGUUAUAGAUUUACUCCUUAACGCCUUAUGCAGAGUAUAAAAAUGGCAUUUAUUUAAACAGUAAUGUAUAAUAGUAGAGUAAGUUAUAUAGUUAUGACAUAGGCAGAUCUCUUCUUCAGGGUUUUUCAGCCUUUGCUGCAGUCUACAUUAUUUUCAUACUAAUAAUAUUGCAGUGCACACACAGGCACACGCACACACAAUCAUGUUUUCAUAUCAAUGUGGGGACAACUAAUUGACAUAAUGCUUUCUGUAACCCUGAAACUAAAAACCACAUUUUGAAUCACAAAAAUACCUUCAAACUCGUGGGAACGUGGAUUUUGUUCCCAUAAGGGCUGUUGGUCCUCACAUGUAUAGUAAACUUCCAAUUUUUGGUCUCCACAAAGAUAUGUAAACUAGUACAGGCACACACACACACACACACACACACACACACACACACAGAGGACUUAAAGGCAGCGUGUCACUGCACUCCACACAGCAUUAGUACGCACAAUGAAAAGUUAGACUAGAGAGGCUCCCAGUGGUCUCUUUGCAUGUUCACAAAUGCAAGAACUUUUGGUUCAGGCAUGAGCUCCAUUUAGCCUCCCAAUACACAAGCUAAACCUGACAAAAAUGUGUAUUUUAUUAUAACCAGUUGACUGAUUACUCAUGUCUAGGGCAUGUACUAUAAAGCAUUUGGGGAUUCAGGAUUAGCCUGAUGUUUAAGGCCACAGCAGGUUAAGUUGGAGAUAAGAGAUCAACUCAUGCAGUGAAAAAAAUCACCACCUACCAUCACCACCCCCAGAAGAUCCCUCAGACCUCAGUAGGCACAAAAUAACUGUAUCUUUAGUUUUAAGAGACUAUGUGAAGUCUUUCUCUCUGUGACACCAUCAAUAAGAAAUAGAGUAUUAGAAGCAACCUCCUGACCUGCUUUUUUAAGUGCUGGUUGCAAACAACUUUUAAGCCACUCUAUUUUUCCAUAAGCCUUAAAAUACUGAUAUAAUCCUCAGACAGGGCACUUAAGCCUUUUACUUGUUGACCUUGUAUAAAAUUUGUAAGUCAGCCUCCUUACUGGCAUGAGCUGCUGUUUUUUGCCAACUUUUCCGGUUUUACUGACCACGCAAAGCUUUGAAAGCCCACACACUUUCAUGUGGGGCUUAUCCUACCACGCCGCUGCUGUGUUUAGGCCACAGUGUGAGUUUAAUCUUGUUUAAUUUCUCUAAUAAUCAAGUUUAUUAUUUAAUUUUUACAAUCAAUGCCUCUGCUGACUUGUCUGGUCACAUGAUGCCAAACUCUGGGAUGACUCCCAUCCUUGUUGCAUAAGGAAAAGAUAUAUCUGGGGUAGGUUGAACUUGCUUUGUGUUGCUUGACGUGUUUACCUGGGACCUGUAAACCUACAAAGUCCAGCACAUCCACAUCUUGUUGAUUUCUGAGUUCUCCUACCCCAUCAUUACAGCUAUUUAAAUUAACAGGCUGUUGUCUGAUGUAAGAAAGGUUUAGCUACUCUUUCAGCUUCAACCUACGCUUUUAGUUAACAGCGAGCAAAGAAAAAAAGUUGCUUUUGAGUCUAUUUCUAACCCAUGCUCAUCAGAGAAAGACAAACCUGUCUCUGAAACCUCACAAAACUGGAACAGCGAGUUUCUGAGGAAUCUUCAGGAAUGAUGAUGCUGUUUUCCUGAGAACCGAUUGGUCAGUAGACGGUGAUUUUGUGCAUGUUGAUAUCUUACCUGCCGCGGAGCAGGGUAAGCCUGCAGCACAAGUUAAUAUGCAGAUGUGUCCUGGUAAGACAGUGGCAGUGAAAAGCCAGGGUCUAGCUUCAUAGUACAGGCUUGUGAGCAUUUCACCGCUUCGCUUUCAUUUAAUUUCGAUGGGUCAGGGUUAGCGGGGAAUGCAGCAUGCCGCUUCGGUUUGAUUGCUUUCUGCAGAAGCACCAGCCUGAGGACGUUUGAAAUCAAAGAUUUACUGUUUUAUUAAAGUCGGCUAUUUUUGUUUGACAUAUAUUAAAAAAAACAUGUAUUCAUGAUUGCCAUUCAGUCGUAUUCUUUGGCGUUAUUUCAGCACCGACACUCUACAGACACACAAAUAAAAACUCAAAGCUCUUAUCAAAAUAUAUUUUAUUCUGCACUUAAGUUUCACUGAUCGGACUUAAAUGAUGACACAUGAAAGUGAUGCGAGCUGCAGAGAAAAACAAAGAGGCUCGGGGAGCCCAUCGCAGGCGCUGCCGGGCUGACUCUGUGGCACAGACCAAAUCAGGGGGACCCUGCCCGUGUGACAUGUUGGGAGGAAUUUCAGUACUUGAAUGCUUUGAGUACAGGAAAGUUAAAAACAAAAGGAACAGGUACAAAAUAUCAGACUUUUAACACUAAUGCAUGAAAACCGUCAGCCCAGAAGUAGAAAUUUAUUGUAGAGAAGAAGAAAUGAGUUAAUUUGCAAUUGUACAAACUUUUCUCAGAGGCAGAACUUCUCCUCGAGGCAGGUUUGGGUUUAAUUAAACCUCUGAAGUUGCAUUCAUGGAUGCACUUUUUUUGGCCAAUUAGGAUUUUGGUGGAUUUUACCUCGAAUGAGUUCUUUGGUUCGGAGGUUUAACUCGAGUAUUGAGUUAUAGUUGUCUCAGCUUUUAUAGGUGUUUUCCAACUGUUACCCAGACGCACAGCAGGUGCCCAACAGCGCAGCCAUGUUGGUUUCAAUUUAAAAUCUGGGAGCUUCUAUGCAACAGAGUUGAGAGCUGAUCGUGCGUUUCUCUCGUGGCUCAUUCGUCAGUGAUGUGAAGCGGCACGAUUUCACGUGUGCAAUAACACGCACACACAAAUAUAACUCCAUACUCGACCGCUGACCUGCGUCUGGAGCGACUCUCUCAAAGAAACAUCUGUGUGACUCCCAACUUUAUCUGGCUCAAUUUAAGAAUUACAAUCUCGUGUUUAGUGGACUUUCAGGAGACAGCGAUUCAGGGACAAAGCUUCCCGAAUGGAUUCAAGCAAAAUAAAAUAACUUUUUUUUUAAUUAAAACAUAGACAAAUUUAGUGGUGAUUUGCUCCUGGGAAAACGCUCCCCAGGCAAGGUGCCUUCAGAAUGACAGCUCAGCUCAGAAAGCUUUUACAUUACAGGGUCAACCUUUACUGUUUGCAUCAGAGUAACAAAAAAAAAUCUUUAAAAUUUAUUCAACAUGGAAAUUAACACUGCCAAUAAAUCAAUUCACUUUUUUUUUCUUCAGCUCUACAAAGAAAUUACAAAAACUUUAAAUUUGUCUUUAAAAGAGUAUAAAACGUCUCGUCAGCAGGGACCUUCGGAAUAAAAUUUAAGCUGAAUUUUUGGUGCAUAAAACCAAGAAUGACGAUGAGAGGGCAGAUGAGCAAAAAAUACACUAAAGAUGCAGCGUCAUGUUUUACUUUUAAUUCACCAAAACUGUCACGCUGUGACUUUUAGCCAUUUGUUUGUGUCUGGUUUGUUUGUCCUUUGGUGCCUCUAAUAAGUUCCUAACGCACUCGAGUGCAUUCUGAUCCGCGCAGACAGCUCGUCCCUGGUCUUCUUCUUGUAAAGGGUCGCUCUGAGCGGCCCUCCGCUGCCUGCCGGGGAAAUCUGAGUGACCAUAUUUAAAAAACUGUUUAAAAAAACCCUAAAGUUUCAAUUAUAAAAAUAUUUUAGGGACUUUUAUGAAGUUACUGUUUGAAUUCAACCAAGACAGCAAAGCCAAAUAAUUACUGUUUUCAGAACCAAGCUUGGAAAGCCACAACUGACCUCGCUCACCAGGUAGCAUGAUCAGAUCGAGGCGGUAUCCAAAGCUACUCCCUACCACAGACUUUCUGCCAGUUUCUUAUCCUGAAAUUUCUACUUCACGUAGUCCACCUAGCAGUGGAAUUAUACACACCGUGCACAAAUGCCGGCAACAGCACUGGUCACUUGCGGAUUUUCAAAAGUCUCAUUUAAAUUUAAUGUGAAAAGGGCCCGUGGUAUGCGCACACUUCCUGUUAACAGUCAGACUGAUCGGUGUUUGAAAACGGCCUGUUUACAUCAGCAUCACUGGUACCAGAAUAAAACUAGCUGAAACAAGUAGCUGCACAGCUAAACUUGCACACAAUCUAACUUUAAUUCUUCAAGCUAAUGAAAAUGGAAACUUUUCCAUUCUGGGAUCAUCUUCCACGUUUAACUGUGUAACACUUUACUCUGUUUUCUUUGGCUCGGCCCUCUGCAGGUUUUUUUCUUGCCUCCGGCAGCACGGACACUGAAACGUGAUGCUGAAUUUUCUCACUCUUUCAGUCUCAGACAGCUGAAGUUGAAUCCAAUUAGAGAUGUUUGCAGUCUUAAAAUUGCCAAAUGACACCUCGAUAACUGUGUGUUUGAGUUGGAAAUUCCUGUUGCUGUUAAGUUUCAAAAAACUGAAGGCAACAGAAAGUUUUGAUCAGCGGGGUAAAAGAAUCUUGACCCGUUUUAAAGCGUGUUAUCAAUGCCAUGUGCCUGCAUGGAGGCACAGAGGGAGAACUAGAGUGUGUCUAUGUAUUAAGAACUGCAUUUAACCAUGAGGCCUACUCCCAGCUGCAAGUGGAAAUCGCUGAAACACAUGAAGAAGAAAAAGCCUUCGCUUUGCUGCACUGUUUGGAAAUCGUGGCGAGGACGCUGCUCUUCGUAACGGUUGGGUGUGCGUGUUUGUGUGUUCGAGUGUGUCUGUUUUGUGUGUCUGUCGUCCUCCUAAACCUGUAAAUCCUCACCAAGCCCCCCUCCCG